Messenger RNA from Python bivittatus (Burmese python), 691 nucleotides. The record is from RefSeq and is a predicted model, not a curated record. Lineage: Eukaryota; Metazoa; Chordata; Lepidosauria; Squamata; Pythonidae.
AUGCAGGUGCAGUGCGAGCCGCACCGCAUGGUGGUGACCGUCCCCAGGGACCUCUUUGGGGUGGGGAAGCUGGUGGACCCCACGGAGCUGGCCUUGGGGGCUGCUGCCUGCCCCCCCGUGUCCCCGGAUACCAGGGCAGGCGUGGUGGUCUUUGAGGCAGGCCUCCAUGAGUGCGGCAGCGUGGUGCAGAUGACCCCCGACUUGCUGAUCUAUCAAACCAACCUCUUCUACAGGCCUUUGGUUGCCAACCACCCGGUUAUCGUCCGAAGCCACGGGGCCACCAUACGCCUUGAAUGCCGCUAUCCCAGGAGGGACAACGUGACGAGCAAACCUGUCCAACCAACCUGGCUCCCCUUUGGGUCUACGGCGCUGCAGGAGGCAAAGCUGGGGUUCUCCUUGCGGCUGAUGAACGGUGAGGAAGCCUGAAGCUGCUGGGCUGGGGUGAGGGGCAGAGAGCUCUGUCCAGCCGAGCGGACGGGCAGGAGGCGGCGAGAAGCCCCAUGCCCGCCAGGCUGCUGGUCCUCUGGGUGGAGUCGGGCUCCGAAGGUGGGCCUGGCUGUGAAUCCUGCCUCCUCCUCUUCCUCCUCCCGCAGAACGGGUUCCCCCACCUCAGCCGCAGGGUCCCUUUCCCCAGGCUCCUUCUUCCAGCAGGGGCCGAGGGUGGGGGAGCCCCCCUGCCCAUCUUGCACGU